Bactrocera oleae (olive fruit fly) is the source of this 1263-nucleotide messenger RNA. RefSeq lists its product as uncharacterized. Lineage: Eukaryota; Metazoa; Arthropoda; Insecta; Diptera; Tephritidae. The record is from RefSeq and is a predicted model, not a curated record.
AAUAUGCUCAGUUAUUAUUUUAUCAAUACCUCCGAAAAAUUAAAAAAUUGACAGAGAAAAUAAGUUGUUUAGAAAUCUGAAACUUUGUACAAUGAGUAAAUUAGAAGAUAUAUUAGCAAAGAAGAAAACGGUUGUUCCUGUACUUGAUCUAAGUAAGAACAUCGCUCAGACCAAAGAAGAAUUUAAACGGCUAAUGGAAAAAGUGCCCGAUUAUAAAAUGCGUCCAAUCAAAGUACGUGCAGAUGAAAUAAAGAUUAAAGAGAAAGAUUUCUCGUUUAAGAUUUCAAAGAAAGAGGUCAGAAAACUAUUAAAGCAUAAUGGCGAGCGGGAACCGAUUUAUACAUACGCAGAUCCUAUACCGUCCGAAAUGAAGGAUGUAACUAUAAUGGACUUAUGCUCAGUACCAAUCGAUUGGAAGAUGCUUACUACAUUACGCCCGAAGUCUAAGCAAGAAGAAGAGUACUUUAGUCGAAUGACGGAGAUGGCCAAGUUGCAAUUGAAGACUGAAAUGCGUGAUCGUAGGGAGUUCAUUCUUAAUAAUUGCAUAAAAAAGAAUAAAAAUAAAUCUGGCAUUGUAGAAACUAAGUUGGCAACAUGUGCCGAAUGCGGACAAGAAAUGUGUUGUGGAAAGGCCUGCAUGGAUUUCAAUUAUGAUCUAUUUGUGCGCAUUGAACCAAAAAUGUCAAAGCCCAAACCACCAGUAAAUAACAUAAACAAAGGGAAAUUAUCUGGUCGGAAAUCUCUCACGAAGAAUGGAAUGAAGAAUAAAGCAAACAAGAAAAAAAUGCCUCCUUCUGCCAUGCCGAUGGUUUAAUAACUCUUUCAUAAACACAAUAUAAUGAAUGCUAAACCUUUACAUCUUUAGAACAUUAUUCAAAUUUAUUAUAUUUUAAAGUAUCGCCAUCUUUGUUGAAAAAAUUUAAGGCAAAUAAGAAUGAGAAAGUGUUUGUCCUAGUUCCUUAACAGAAGAAGUAAAAGGAAAAUAACCGCGCCGACAGAACUCAUUAAACCAAUUAACAGGUGGGUCGAAAAAUUAGCAUUGUUAUAAAAUAAAUUUCGUUAAUCAAAAUAAAAAUAAAUAUUCACGAUUGACAAAACUUAUUUUACGAACCUUUCAUCGACAUCUAUUAAGAUAAAUGGAAUGUCAAUUCAGAAUAAAUGUGUCAAAACGUGACUCCAUUUAAAUUACACAUUUAUUUAAUUUUAGUACCAAACAUUUUUUAGUUAUUACUAGCUUAUAAACAAAACACCACAAGUAAGAAU